GGGAGUGACCUCACGCAGCCCUCGACAAACGCCUGCGCAUUGACCACUUUGGCGUCGCAAUCACCGUCAGCGACGGCGACCAAGCACUGUUCCUCACAAUGGCCGAAAUUGGAACCAUAUACAAAGGAAAAGUGACGAAUAGAUCAUGGGCAGAGCUUCCGGAGGAGAUCGUUCGCAUGAUAGCAACGGAUUAUCUAUUCAUGAUGUCCCGUACGACCUACAUUCCAGAGCAAUGGGAAGCACGUCUGUUCUGGUAUAACAGAGUAGUGUACACCGCUAUACGCGACGCAAAGACGAUGGAUAUGUUGAUGAACAUCUGCCCUCAGUGGACCGUUGCCCUGGAGACCCAUACAUUUUGGAAUCAUGUAACGCACAUCCUGGAUCCUCAGGAUAUCUUUGUUCGUCGUCAUCAUGGGACUACACAACAGAACCCAUACAACCUCUACCGCCACAUUGCCUAUCACUCUUGCCUCAUAUGCAGAAUCAAUUCUCCGCAAAACUCAAAAGGAGUGUUACUAGCGGACCGCCUUAUCAACACCUUUCAUUUGGGGAAUUGUGGAAUUUGUCGCGACCACAGAAGUCAUCGCACGGCAUUUUGUGGUUUAUGUCUCCGAGAAGGGCAGCCCUACGAAUUGGAAGCUGGCAUAGAUCGCGCAUUAGCCGUGUUUUGCAUGGCGAACGAAGACGAUGAAAUUUGGCCCGGAGUCGAUGCUACAUGUCGGGCAUGUCGAUCAGAGUGGUUGUGGAAAACCGCCUCUCAGCAGGCAAAACAUAAAGACGCAGUGGGUGGAAGAAGGUUUCAUAUACAAGACUGGGAAGCGAGGACAGCAGUCGAGUGUUUCCUCGAUCUCGGAGAGAGCACUAUCCAAGAAGUGAUCGCGCUUUGUCUGGAAAAGUUCUGGCUACAGACACAUACCCGCCUGCCGGACAUGAUGUCACAAGCCUUGGCUGCCACUAGAUUCGCUCACGCUGAGAACGAGGAAGAAAUGGAGAUGGAGCUUAACAGUGAAAUUGACGAGGAAGACGAAGACGACAUGGAGUUGCUCCAAUUGACAGAAGAAGGCGGUGUAAAAGACCUGGCAUUGGGCGAUUGGGCGCGUCACAGGAUUCUCGAUGGCCACUGGCUCAGUCCCGCUGAUCAGUGGUAUGGGAACAAGUCAUACUCAGUCAGAGCGAUACAUCCCUGUCCCUGGGCAAUCGAGACGGGGCACGAACAUAACGCGGAGAACGUUGUUACAGAAGAGGAAGAUCACCCAAGCCGUACUAUACUUCGUGAAGAUAUCCCCCCGACAUUCCCGCUCUGUGAACUCGCGUAUCACGCACACCGAAAACAACUACGUCUUGUGCUCCUGCCCGCAAUGAAGAACUUUGUGCGCAAAAUCGUCAUCGAGUGUGCUGAAGACGGAUGUGAUCCAGUAAUGCGUGCAUCGAGGAUGUCUAUGGAAGACGUGAUGCGGGAGCUCCGCGAUGCAUCUAUGUGGCUCGACGGGGUUGAUUGGCUUGAAAGAAGGAGGAAUACUCGUCCUGACGAAUCCAGUCGUACCAGAUACGAUGGAAGUGAUGAUCAUGCGUCGUCUACAGAUUCUAGCUCGGGCAAAUCAUCAUCGGAUGAAUCCAACAUUACGAGUCCCGUGUUAUCCACCUCUACAUUCCAGACAACGCCAUCGCCGCCACCCCUUACCGAAGGCAAAGACCACGCAAAACGAGAUGAGUCGUUGGCGCGGCGAGUAAGGCGCCCGGUCACAAUCGCAGUUGCUCCAGUGCUGGAUCCUCCUCGGCUUAUUCACCCGAUCCCAUAUGUUCCCAUUACUGCUUCUCAUCUUCCUGUAUAUAGUACUGAUACUCUCAAACAAAUUUGGCGGGAAGCUUGCUCUCCCCUUUAUCACUGUCGAUGCAAGCUCUGUGAACGUGCACAGGCCAAUCAAGCCGCGCAGGCUGGCGCCGGCGCCAAUCAGCGAGCUAACGCCAAUAAUGGUCGCACACCACCUGCUCAAGACCACAACCAAACGAGGACUGCACCGCCCACUCAAAUACAGCUGCACGAAGUAAUUGACGUCGAUGCUGAGGAAGAAGAGGAAGUAGCAUACGAGAGAAGCAACGAAGCUGAAUAUGAUGAUGAAGAGGACAUCUCGGACCUAUCUGAUGUUCUUUCCGACCUGGAUGAUGACGAUGAUGCAUUGUCUAGCGCUCGAAAACGCCAUUACGCUCUCAACCGAAAACGAGUGUCAAGAUCUCGUACGCACUCUCCGGAGGUUCCUCCUGCUCAAUUGACAGCACACACCUUGAAACAACCAUACCGGACGCCGAGCCCCUCCAUUAGAAAUGAUUUCGAUGCUUCGCCCUCUCGACCAAGAAAACGAUCUUGCGACGAUGUGGAUUCUGGUUUGAAUACUUCUUUCCCUCUGGAUCUUAGUCAAUACCAUCAUGGUGAACCUGGGACACCCCCUAAACGUCCUAGACGAGACGGGCCUGUUAUGUCGUUGCCUGUACCAAAAAUAUCACACCAGCUUCGACCCUCGACCCUCUCACCUGGAAAGAUGAAAAAAAGAGGUUCUCAAGAGAUGGAUGGUGCCGAUUAUGUCAGCAAAAGGUUGAAAGUGUCUGAAGAUAGAGAGGAGGAAAGUGGAAGUGGGGACUCGCCACCACCGCGAUCGACCACGUCGACGUCAGUAGGCGCGGAGGAGAGUGAGGAUGACAACACUAUACGCGUUGUUGGUGCAACGGGCAUUGGUGUUACGGCCGACGCGAUCCCUAGAGGUACAGCUUCGAGCAAGGGCGGUGGAAUCGCUACACCGCCCGUAGAGCUCACCAAGAGAACAAUAACGCCUCUCCCUGGUCGAGGAUGACUACGUCUUGGUUGAACAAUGUGGUCGGUUAUUUAAUGAUUAGACGAGAAUGGGUCAUGAACCGACGCGAAAUCUAAUUUCUUUCUUCAAGUUCUGCUUUCGUUCGCCUUGGUUUCAAGAAUUCACAAGUGUUUGCAAAAAGAAGAAUUAAUGUUGACUUUUUCUCAUGUUCUGAUGUCCCAAUGCUUCCGUGACCCAUUUCCUAGAUUGACCAUGAUAAUCGAAAAGGAUUAAUUUCGUCUUACUGUUCAACUUGCUUUUUGUACUGCUGUAUAUGUAUA
Molecule: messenger RNA, 3127 nt
Organism: Marasmius oreades (fairy-ring Marasmius)
Lineage: Eukaryota; Fungi; Basidiomycota; Agaricomycetes; Agaricales; Marasmiaceae
Exons: 4
Coding region: 99-2846 (915 amino acids)
Source: RefSeq, a predicted model, not a curated record